AUACCAGUCUUCCCGUAUUCAGGUAGACAGGAAAUAUGUCUAAAAUUGCUGCGCGUAGGUGUUGCAAAAAUGGCCGCAGAGUGCGAGGACUUCCCUCACAGGGACUUUGGCAAAGUGUCCCGCCUUCUCAAGGCAGGUAAUGCAAAUCACUCAGCACACAGUGAUAUUGACACACCUUUUAAAUAAGCAGUAGAAGACUGUCAGCUAUUCAUCGGGCCAAUAAGUUAAGUGCUUGUUAUCAUACGAGUCUAAACGCGCGCGUCGCCUCUUUGCCAAGUUAAAGAUCAGACAACAACAUGGUGAGCAGUCGGGUAGGGGCCAACACACGUGAAAUAAAGCAAUACGUGAAAGAAUCGCGUAACUAUUCGUGCGACAGUUCACCGUUGCCCGGAGCUCCUGCUUAUGAAAGUGGACCUAAUCUACCCGUAUCAGCACAUAGCCCUCCAGACCUGCAACAUGAUUGUGACGAUCAAAACGCCUGCACAGCUGAAGCGCCUAUUAAAACAGGACGAAAGAAAAAGCUAAUUUCAGAAAGAAAAUACCUUGGUGUCAGAGUGAAAAUGCCAGUGCGUGACAUGCUCCGAGAAAUACGAAUAGCCCAGGGUGUUGACCCCAAAGAUCAGGGGAAACUGUCAAAGGGCUCCAAAGGUGAUCGGAAACGAGUGAACACCAGUGUAAAUCGCAAGAAUCACCUGAAAAAAAUGCAAACAAAGAGUUUGGAGGAGCUUGCGAUUAUAGUCGAAGUGUUGGAAGAGGAUCUAAAGGCCUGUCAAUCAUACAAGUCGUCAAACAAAAGGCUUUCAAGUUUAUACUACUCGGAGUAUAAAGAGAAGUUAUGGGGUGAAGAUUCAUCUGAGCAGGGUUUCAUGACCAUGUUUGACCAAGACAGUGAUUUGCCAUUGUCUCCAAGCCACUGUGUACCUCCAGAGAGCUCGCCUGUUCAUUCUACAUCCAGCUAUUCCCCUUCCCCUGCUUACAAUCAGUGUACCCAUGUUUUCUUUGAGAACCAAGAAGAAUAUGGCAAUUACGAGGCAGAUGACAAUAGGUAUAGUGAUCAAUGUGGCUUGACCUCCCCUCUUGCCAAUUCGCACGAACACCAGGUUCCUUCCCCCGAAAAAUCAUUCUGUGUCAGUCGCAGCCCAGGCGGUCAGGAGGUUACCCCUGAAAAGAUGAACUUUCCACCAUUGCCCAGUUCUCCGCAGGAGGAGUGGAGCAUUAUGACCUUUUUCUGGACACAAAUGGAAAGAGAGGAGAAUCUGUUGAAGGAAAUAUCUGAUCGAGAGCUUCUUGCUGUGGAUGAAAAUGGGAGAAUCUUGUUACACAGAGCGGUUGAGGAGGGAAAAAGAGCCCUCGUAUAUGUUAUUGCCAGACGAAUGGCAGCUCUGAAGAAACUGGAUAUGAGAGAUUUGGAGGGAAAGACCCCCAUUCAUCUCGCAGCACAGAGAAAUCAACACUUCAUUGUGUCUGAUUUAGUGUCACUUGGCGCGAGUAUUAAUGAAAAAGACAAUUAUGGGAAAACCUGUCUUCAUCUCAGUGCCGAGAAUGGAUACGUUAGAGUCCUGGAGGUCCUGAAAGGUUUCAUGAGAAACGGUAUCUAUAUAAAUUUGGAGGAAAGAGAUGCAAACGGACUUAGUGCGCUGCAGUGUGCAGCAGUAGCACUUAACAGCACGGUACGAGAACUGAAACUGUGCGAGUCUGCAGGUCAGGUCAGGCUACAAACGCUUCGCCAAGAACAGAUGAUGGAAACACUCGAGUGUCUCCUGCAAAUGGAGUACUACUUGCACGCUUUGGAUCAAGUUCGUCUCAAUAAGAUCAAAAGAGCUGCUGAUUCAAAGUCAUGUGAACCAACCCUGUGUCAGUCACAUGAAUUCAAGGUAUGAGACCAUUAGCAACAUGCCUUAAUGGUUUGGAUACAGGUGCAGCUGCUUUUAGCAGGAAGAGUCGAUUGUCUGCCAAGCAAGGCAGUGCUUUUAACUGACGGUAAAUGUUUUUGAGUUAAUACAAGCUUUAACCUGCCACAAAAAUGAAAUUUGUACGUGCAUAGUAAUGUUGCGGUAAUCUUUUUUAUUUUUUUUUAAUAAGAAAGAUGAGUAAUAUAUUUUAUGGCAUGGUUAGGCUAUGUAUUGUGCAACUGUGUGUUUUGUUCACCGCACAAACACAAUGGUUGCCUAUUAGCUGGUUUCUAUGAAACUUCCACUGUUUGUUACGUUUGAGUAGCAAAACGUCUUAAAAGAUAUCAAUAAUGAGGUUUAUACUGUGAGUCUGUUUAGCCCCACAGUAGUUUUUACUUGCUCUAUGAGUAAGUAGUUUUGAUGUUUUUAACCAUUUGCAGUAGUGCUCAAAAGUGAUGUCUUGGGGGGAUUUGUACAGUAUUCGCUUUUAGUGGCCUGUCAGGUUAAAUUAAACCAUCAAAAUAUGAGGUGUUUUGUACAAAAUAGACAUUAAAUUGACAAAAUUAUUUAAUUUUUGUUAAAAUUAAGUAAUCUGGAUUUUAUUUGAAAUACAAAAAACCUUAGAAAACUAAAAGCUUAUAGGUACUUAAGAAUACAUUGGCUACAAUUUUUAUCUGUUAUUAAUCGUUGUUACCCUGGACCACAAAAUCAAGUCUUAAGUCACAUGGCCAUAAAUUUGUAGCAAUAGGCAACAAUACAUUGUAUGAGUUAAAAUGAUAGAUUUUUCUUUUAUUCCAAAAAUCAGUAUGAUGUUUUGUGAAUUUCCUAUCGUAAAUGUACAAAAACUUUAUUUUUCUUAAGACACAACUGGAUUUUUUUUCAAUAUUUUGAUUAUUUUGUUUUGCACCCUCAGAUUUUUUUUUUUUCAAAUAGUUGUAUCCUAACAAACCAUACUUUAAUGGAAAGCUUAUUUAUUUAACUUUCAGAUGAUGUAUAAAUCUUAAAAAAUUGGCCCUUAUGAAUGGCUUUGUGGUCCAUGGUCACAUUUGUUAAUUCUCUUUAGUGGUAAUAUUUUGUAGUCAUUGUCCUCGGCUAUAUACUUUGAUCAUGUGUUGUGUGUGAUUGCUUUGCGAAGCUUUUUUAAAUUCUCAAAGGUUAGCUUCAGAUUAUUCUCUAAACACACCAAUGUAACAUGCAUAAAAUUUUUUAUGCAUCUUUAUUAAAAUAUUUGAAUAAACAGAGAAGAUCGAUCGUUCAAAGCUCAACAUCACUUUUGGCCACUAACGUAUGUACAUGUACAUAAAUGGUUUUGGUUAUUAUCCUCUUUGCAAAGUUGAAAGUGGAAUAUUUAGAUAUGGAUUUGUAUAUGUCUUGUGUAUGUAAUAUGUUCUUAAAAAAACCCUAAAAGCAUUGAUUUGUAACUCUUUGAAUUCAAGUUAGCUAGUGUUUGGGGUAAAAGAUUUUAAAACAUUUGUAUUGCUAUUACAAAUAUUGGUAUCUGGUUACUGUGGUUUAAUGUGUGCUGUAUUUUGUUUUACCAAGCAUUCACUUUGACGUCAUAAUUGUAGCCCUGAUUUAAUUUGCUUACUCACUUCAUCUCAGGCACAAACCUGUUUGUGUGUAAUGAAUAGCCUAUAAGGUUUUCCACCAACAUAUUGUGUUUUUUUUUGUUUUGUUUUUUGAGUUAUAGUCAUCUACUGUGAUAUUUUUUGUUGGUGUUGGGUGUAUAUUAUUAAAUGAUAUAUAGUAAUAUUAGAUUAUGCAGGGUGAAACAUGAAAGAUUAUUUGUUUUGUUUUUCAAAUGGGAUGUGUUUGCAUGAAUAAGCAGUUAAAAGAAUUCAUAGUAUGUUGGGUGUGUUGGCUGUAUAUUAAUGGAUAGGAAUAUAAAUCUGUUAAGAUUAUGCAGGCAUACACAGAACGAAACACAGUUUUUGGUGAAACGCAGAUUGUCUAAACUUAUCAAAUAGGAUCUGUGUACAUGGAUAAGCAGUUAAAAACAAAUUAGACAUUUAUAGCAGGAUAGCAGUAAUAGUUGUAAGUGGUAAUCUUUAUACAUUUAGUAGAUGCUUUUGUUUACAACAAUUCAUAUAUGCAUGUUCAUUUUUAGUAAAACGACGUAAUAGGGUAUAUAUUGUUUUGCAUUAAUUAUGUAGUACAUAUUAUAUUGUUGAUGUUAAUGUUACAAUGUAUAAGGUAGGAUGAUAAAGUGUAUUGUUGGUGUUAAUGAAGUUUACUUACUCUUAUUAGUUAGCUUAUGAACACCUAUAUCUUUGAUGCGUCACCAGAAUAGUACAUCUUUAAUAUUGUUUCAUUUAGAAUUAAAGCAUUUACCUGUUUUAUGGAGAUAUGGGUUUUAUCUAUAUUCGACAUACAUUUUUAAGUGUAUUAACUUUCCUUUAGACCAUCAUUGACAAAAAACUGUGAAGAAAAUUGUGGUACAUGAACACAUUGUAUAAGGUCACAAAAUGUCACUGAAAAUUGUAUGGGCACAAUGUUUUUAAUUUCAUUUAUUUAAACAAUACAAGGUGUUCUCGACUAUGGCCGUGUGUGGUUAUGAAUCAUCAUGCAUAUAUAUAUAAAGCAGAUUUUUGUAUUAUUGGUAUUGGGAGUUAUUUUUCCAUUACUCUGGAGUUCUCAUAAACUUAAAUUAUGAGUUUUUGCCAUCAGUCAUCUCGUACAGUACAGUACGCAGGUUUGUGCCAGAGGCAUUACAGGGCAGGUUUGUACAGAUGAGAUACCGGGGUAAUUAUUAUGUUGCAUUGUUGUGCUCAUCCUGACCCUGUUCAAAAGAGAGAAAUGUCUUGCUAUUGUAAAGGACACUUGCUGGGAAGAAAAUAAUAAAGCUUUCAUAUUCAA
Molecule: messenger RNA, 4748 nt
Organism: Misgurnus anguillicaudatus (oriental weatherfish)
Lineage: Eukaryota; Metazoa; Chordata; Actinopteri; Cypriniformes; Cobitidae
Biological process (GO): regulation of gene expression
Cellular component (GO): nucleus
Molecular function (GO): DNA binding; POU domain binding
Source: RefSeq, a predicted model, not a curated record